CGCCUACCCUCCCCCCGCAUCGCCAGCGCUCUUUCUCUCUCUCUCUCCCCGAUGAAGAUGGCUUCGUCUGUCUGGAAGGGUCUAGUCGGUGUCGGGCUGUUAGCUUUGGCUCACUCGGCGUUUUCAGCGGCUCAGCAUAGGUCCUAUAUGCGACUAACAGAAAAGGAGAAUGAAACACUACCGAUCGAUAUUGUCCUUCAGACGCUGCUGGCAUUUGUAGUAACUUGUUAUGGCAUUGUGCACAUUGCGGGGGAAUUUAAAGACAUGGACGCUACGUCAGAGCUGAAGAACAAGACUUUUGACACGCUGAGAAAUCAUCCUUCUUUCUACCUUUUUAACCACCGGGGCAGAGUGCUUUUCCAGCCCCCUGAGACCACCCCUGUCCCCAGGCAGCAAGCACUGAACUGCAACCCACUGAGGCUACGGAAACUAGAGUAUCACUGAGACUUCCUUUCUGUAUUAAAUGUUACAAUCUAACACUCCAGGGUGUAAAAAAAAAUUUAAAAAAUCUUCCGUUACCUUUUUGUAGCUGACUGGGUUUUUUUUCCGUUAGACUGUGCCAACUCCUUUUGCGUGGGGGAGGGAAGGGAGUUGUCCUGCUUGUACAUUACCUUGUACUCCCACGUAAAAGUAACUGAACAGGUCGGGGAUCAGUGAUCUAAUGAUCCCCUGCCCUCUGCUCUAACUGCCUGCUCAACGUGUGUUGUUUGAACCAUAGGCUACUGAACAUUUUUGUCUGCCUUGCUGUUAAGACUGUCAGGUAUUUAAGUUUUUUUUUUUUUUUUUUUUUUUUUUUACACCCUGCUGAGCAAACGUGAUAAAUUACAGUACAGGAUGUAUAACUUAUUUAGUGACAGUAUUUAUAUACUGCUGUUCAGGAUUUUGUAAUACAGUAGUUGAAAAAAAUUAAUAAAAUAUCUUCAUUGAAAUGAAGCAUGCAUUUGUGAUAUUGGGAAAUAGCAAUUUAAUAUUGCUAAUAAAUUCUGGGGUAAAAUAAACUAAGGAAACUUUCAUACAUUUUAAAAGCCAAUACGGCAGGUCAUUGUCUGUUUCAUGUUAUGUACAAAAGAAAAAAAUAUGCAUCAAAUCAUUUUUAA
Molecule: messenger RNA, 1097 nt
Organism: Polyodon spathula (Mississippi paddlefish)
Lineage: Eukaryota; Metazoa; Chordata; Actinopteri; Acipenseriformes; Polyodontidae
Product: ER membrane protein complex subunit 5-like
Exons: 4
Coding region: 52-444 (130 amino acids)
Cellular component (GO): Golgi apparatus; plasma membrane; EMC complex
Source: RefSeq, a predicted model, not a curated record